GCCGGCAUCGCGUGCGCGCCCCCGCUCGCAGGGUCGUGCACGUAGAUCGGGAGUGCGCGCGGUCGCUCGCGUAACAGUCACUUUCUGGUGUCGGGCCCGCGCGCGGAGGGAGCUGGGCCCGCGUGACUGUGUUCUUAAAGUGAACAACCUGUGCUGUGUCAUCAUCUAAGACGGCUAUAACAUGAAAUAUAUGGCAGAAUGCAGAGAAUGGGUGGUGAUGAUGAUGAUGACGACAUCCCUCAGCUUUCAUCCCAUACGCUGGCUGCCCUGCAGGAGUUCUACAGAGAUCAGCAACAGAGAGAGGGCACAAAGAUCUCCCAAGGGUUUAAACAGUAUUCCAUUGGCUCAAUAGACGAGGACUGGCAGUUGAGCCAGUUUUGGUAUGAUGAUGAAACUGCAUUGUGCCUGGCUAAUGAAGCUAUUCUGGCAGCUGGAAGAGGUGGCAGAAUAGCGUGUGUUAGUGCUCCAAGUGUUUACCAGAAACUGAAAGAACAGGAUGACAAAGAUUUUUCAGUGUGUAUACUGGAAUAUGACAAAAGAUUUUCUGUAUAUGGAGAGGAAUUUAUCUUCUAUGACUACAACAAUCCGUUGAAUUUACCUCGAAAUCUCAUACCACACAGUUUUGACAUAGUAUUAGCAGAUCCACCCUAUCUGUCUGAGGAGUGUCUCAGAAAAACAGCAGAGACAAUCAAAUACUUAACAAAAGGAAAGAUUCUGCUCUGUACAGGUGCAGUCAUGGAAGAGCAGGCAGCGAAGCAUCUUGGUGUGAAGAUGUGCAGUUUUACUCCAAAACAUGCGCAGAACUUAGCCAAUGAAUUUCGAUGUUAUGUGAAUUAUGAUUCUGGACUAGACUGUGAUUCUAGCUGUUCAGAGUGUACAUAAAAUGAGCACAAUAGUAUAUCAGUCAAGUCCAUUUAUUCCUUCUUUCAGCAAUGUCUGCAGUCCUCAUUGUUUUAUUAAAGAUGUUGCUCCAGGUAAUGGUUUCUGGGCUAGCUUUAGACAUC
This is a messenger RNA of Chelonoidis abingdonii (Abingdon island giant tortoise), 1004 nucleotides long. RefSeq names its product EEF1A lysine methyltransferase 1 (gene EEF1AKMT1). Gene Ontology annotation, biological process: methylation. Gene Ontology annotation, molecular function: nucleic acid binding; protein-lysine N-methyltransferase activity. The record is from RefSeq and is a predicted model, not a curated record. Lineage: Eukaryota; Metazoa; Chordata; Testudines; Testudinidae.